This is a messenger RNA of Homo sapiens (human), 3780 nucleotides long. RefSeq names its product cerebellin 2 precursor (gene CBLN2). The transcript is spliced from 7 exons. The coding region runs from base 1611 to 2285 and encodes 224 amino acids. Gene Ontology annotation, molecular function: signaling receptor regulator activity. Gene Ontology annotation, cellular component: extracellular region; glutamatergic synapse; synaptic cleft. NCBI's taxonomy places the organism in Eukaryota, Metazoa, Chordata, Mammalia, Primates, Hominidae. Gene Ontology annotation, biological process: synapse organization; maintenance of synapse structure; trans-synaptic signaling, modulating synaptic transmission. The record is from RefSeq and is a predicted model, not a curated record.
AGUCAUAAGCAUAAAUGUUCUAAGAGUGUACAACAGGACUUUGCGUCCGUCAGUGAGGAUAACAAGUCUGUCAUUGGAUAGAUCCUAAGUGAAAUUAGAUAUAAAAGAGAAAUGAAUUGAAUUUACUGGACAACAUUCUUCAGAUCUGCUGGGACAUAUUUUCAUUUUCUGUGAGUACUGGAAUGGAUUGGGACAAGUGAGCAUCUCAACAUCUUUUGUGAAAAAGGAGAACGUGGAUGUCACUGGCUUUCACUUCAUGUUUUAGGUCAGCGCUGCUUUUGGGGUGAAAGAAGACCAUCAGCAAACCUCAGCCUUGCGGCCAGGACUCCCCCGUCUUCUGUCGGAGUCCGCCGGUCCGCAGCCUGCGGCAGGGAGGCCCGGGCACCCGCAGGUGGCGCCCCACGUCCGUGUUUGCGCCCUCAGCCGAGCUCCAGGCGCAGCUGGGAAACCCAGCGCGUCUCCCCGGGUCCUUUGAGCGAGCGCGGACACCGCAAUUUAAUAAAUAAGCGCAAGCGCCAGCCGCUCCACCAGUCCGAGGUCCAGAGGAGCAGACACACAGACCCGGGCCGGAGGCCCCUCUUCUAGCCCUGCGGGAACCGGACAGUUCCCCAACUGGGACUCUGGAACCACAGCUCCUAAAUCAUCAAAUUCUCAAGCUUUUUUUUUCCCUCUCUUCGUCCCAGCCAUCCCAGUCUUCUUCUUCUUUUUUUUUUUUUUAACUUAUUGUUUUUUUCGCUCCUGUCAUUAUGAAAGUGGUCACGCCAUUCAAUAUUAAGACUUGGAGGGAAUUGGGGAAAGAAAAGAAAGAAUCUAAAAGAAGAGAAGCGACCGGUGCUUUUAAGGGUGUCUAAUUUUCAAAAGAGACGUCUGGGAGUAUUUUGCUCUGGGCGUUUGGAGCAACUUCGCGGACAGCGGAGCUCGCCCAGCAUGGAUGUUCCAGGUAACCACCCCCGACCUGCCCUCCCCUCCGCAUGCAAGCGCCUUCUGCGUGGAUUUUAACGAAGACUCUCCCUGGUCCAGAUCGAGGGGUGGAGGAGGUGGAGAGAGAGAAGGGAAAUCAUGUAGGAUCGGGGCUGCGGACAGCGGAUAUUUAUCAAGAGCCAACUUCUCUGUUCUUAGAAAGAAUACUGGAAGAGUUAAUGGGAGGCUGUGGGCGGCGAGGGGGCGGCUUCUCUGCGUGUCUCUGGGCUGGUAUUGAAAUGGCCUGUCUGCUUUCCUGGGAGGAGCGGGGACGGGGCAAAAGUGCAGACGGGCGCGUAAGUUCGCAGAAACCUGCAGGGGCUGCCGCCCCGCUGAGAAAGAGAGAAUCCCCGUGGUCUGGAAACCAGAGCUGGAGAAUAACCCAAGCCUGGGAUUCCGUCGUUGGAAUCGGUCCUUCGCCUAAGAGAGGAAUCCCAGGGGUUUCACCCAAGGGGGCUCGCUAGUGGCUGCAGGGACCUUGGAAGUUCACAGGCGCCUUUCUUCUGAGAACGACCCUGGCCUUGAACGUCAGAGCCGGGGACGAAGGCCCCCGGAGGCUGCUGCGAGCUCCGCGCGUUCCUUCGCGCCCUUCCGCGCCGCUCGCGCCGGCGCCGGCCUCCACCCCCGCGCGCCGCCUCCCACCAGUCCCGAUGCAGGCGCCCGGCCGGGGGCCACUCGGGCUGCGGCUGAUGAUGCCCGGGCGCCGGGGGGCGCUGCGCGAGCCGGGCGGCUGCGGAUCCUGCCUGGGGGUGGCGCUGGCCCUGCUGUUGCUGCUACUGCCCGCCUGCUGCCCCGUGCGGGCGCAGAACGACACGGAGCCCAUCGUGCUGGAGGGCAAGUGCCUGGUGGUGUGCGACUCCAGCCCGUCGGCGGACGGCGCCGUCACCUCCUCCCUAGGCAUCUCCGUGCGCUCCGGCAGCGCCAAGGUGGCCUUCUCCGCCACGCGGAGCACCAACCACGAGCCGUCCGAGAUGAGCAACCGCACCAUGACCAUCUAUUUCGACCAGGUAUUAGUAAAUAUUGGCAACCACUUUGAUCUUGCUUCCAGUAUAUUUGUAGCACCGAGAAAAGGGAUUUAUAGCUUCAGCUUCCACGUGGUCAAAGUGUAUAACAGACAAACCAUCCAGGUCAGUUUAAUGCAGAAUGGCUACCCAGUGAUCUCGGCCUUUGCAGGAGACCAGGAUGUCACCAGAGAAGCUGCUAGCAAUGGCGUGCUGCUGCUCAUGGAAAGGGAAGACAAAGUGCAUCUCAAACUUGAGAGAGGCAACCUCAUGGGGGGCUGGAAAUACUCCACAUUCUCGGGCUUCUUGGUGUUUCCUCUAUAAACACAGAGCCCCCUAGAUGGUGGGGGAAUGGCAAACUGGACCCAGGACUCCGCCCUUUAAAACACCCUGAACUUACUGGAAUUGGACACCUUGUUUCCAACCUCCGUCAGACUGUUGCAGUAGAAGAAUGAUUUCCUUUGAAACCUCCAGUACUUUUGUUUUUGUUUUUUGGAAUACUGACAAUUCCUCGGGAACCUGGCCUCUAAUUAGUUUUAGAUGACAAGGUCUUAAGGAGAAAUGAAAUUAUCGAUUUGAGCAAUUUGUACCUGUGAUUGUAAAGUCAAUAUCGGAUUUUAUUGUUGGGACCAUGGACCUCUUUUGUUUGUAUGUUGUAUUGUCGUCCCAACGGAAGGAGAGCUCCUGACUCCAGGAUGGGCUGCAGGUUGCAGUCAGGGCUUGAAGUAGGAGCCCAGCAAAGAACCACCUGCUGGACAGUCCUUGACAUGUGUUCUGUGUGUGUCUGUAUAGCCUUAAGAAAAAGAAUGGCUUCACUUUCAUUCUGUAUUCUUCCCCCCACCAUGUGGCUGGGAGGACUUGGGAGGGGGAUGGGGACAUUGGGAACCUGUCAAGAAGUGCUUUAUCCAGAGAAGCAAAUUUUGCACGAUUGGACUGCAAUUUUUGUUUUGUAUUGUUUGUGUUUUUUCUUGAAAAGCUUUACUUUUCUUUCCACACUCAGCUCUCCCUCCUCAACCCCACUUUUAUUUUUCUUGCUGGGGUUGAGGAGAGAAAAUAUAGAAUUCCUGGAUAAGACCAAACAAAACAAAACAUUAAAAUACCUGUAUGUUUUGUUUUAGACGAGACCAAACUAAACAAAAAGUAUCUGUUUAUCAAAGUAAAAGUAACACAAUGGACAAUUCUGCUUAUUCUCUCAAAGAGAUUCUAAGAUGCACCUUUAGAACUAUUAAUAGCAACCUGCAUUUUUUUUUAAUUUAUACUUCAGAAUCCUUUAAGAACCUGGUGUUCCUGAGUGGUCCUGAAUCAUAUAAGUUGGUAAUGGAAGCUGUAAUGACCAAGUCCCCUAAACAUACUAUGUCUUUGCCACGUGUGCUGUGACUUCUCUGUGGGUGAUUUAAUUUAUUUGGAUCCACCUCUGAGUGAGCGCACAGUGAUCAGGUGCUUCAAAGCCAACAGACCAGCUCCUCUUCCUCCGGAUCCUCUUUUGAUCUGCCCAGGAAAGGGAUGCAUUGACACUCUCCUGCAUGCACCUGGCGAGAAGCCACCUGAAAGUCACUGUGGUUAAAGAUAUUGGUGGAGGUACCCCAGGAGCACUGUUACAAAUCCUUCUUGUUUUGGCAUCUCGUACAACAUUAUUAAGACACAGCUGAGAGUUGAUGGGUGUGUAAUGCAUAUGCCAAGGAAAUGUCACUAAUCCCAAAGCAAUCAAAAAGGAGACCUCAAACCAGAUGUUAAUUUGUUCUUUGUGUAACAAUGUAACCAAAAUAUUGAUGAUAAAAGUCAUAAUUUAAGAUUCAGAAUAAAUGGGUUUGAUGUCUGG